CGCUGUAACACGAAACCUCCCGCUCCGGCGGCGGUGGCGGCGGGCGGAAAGCACAGAUAAAAAUGGAAAAAACGUGGCUCUCCAGCCUGACAUUGCUGCCUAAGGCCACAGCAGCCGUGCAGACGGAAGCGUUUCUCCUAGAUGAAGGGACUGAGUGAGAUGCACAGCUGUUUCUUCCCUGUUCUAGGCUUGGCGCUGUCAUUGACCUCUUUGGUGCAUCCAUAGGCAAUUUCAUGCCCCUUCACUUUCCCAUCUAAAAUGGUUUCCUGCAUCCUACAGCUGCUCAGCAUGUCUUGGCUGCUCCAGCUCUGCACGCUCUGACCAUGAGCAGCAAUUCCUCCCUCAGCAAUGUGAAGGGCCUGAGGAACCUCACCACGCAGGAAGACGGGGCUGUCAGAGUCACUGAGUCCAUUGCUAUAAUCGUCAUUGCUAUUUUCAUCUGUUUGGGCAACCUGGUGAUUGUCGUCACCCUAUAUCGGAAGUCUUACCUUCUCACGUUGAGCAACAAGUUUGUAUUCAGCCUCACCCUCUCCAACUUUCUACUCUCUGUACUGGUGCUACCUUUUGUUGUCACCAGCUCCAUCAGGCGAGAAUGGAUCUUCGGAGUUGUUUGGUGCAACUUCUCAGCCCUGCUCUACAUGCUGAUCAGCUCAGCCAGCAUGCUUACUCUUGGACUCAUAGCUAUAGACCGGUACUAUGCUGUCCUGUACCCAAUGGUUUACCCGAUGAAGAUAACAGGCAACAGAGCAGUGGUAGCUCUCGUGUAUGUGUGGCUACAUUCCCUUAUUGGCUGCCUCCCUCCCCUUUUCGGCUGGUCAUCUUUGGAGUUUGACCAAUUCAAGUGGAUGUGUGUGGCGGCCUGGCAUAAAGAGGCUGGCUACACUGCCUUUUGGCAGAUCUGGUGUGCGUUGCUGCCUUUCGUGGUCAUGAUGAUCUGCUAUGGAUUCAUUUUCCGUGUGGCAAGGAUUAAGGCCCGCAAAAUCCACUGUGGUAGCGUUGUCAUUGUGGAGGAGGACUCCCAGAGGAACGGGAGGAAGAAUUCCAGCACCUCCACUUCCUCUUCUGGCAGCCGAAGGAACGCUUUUCAAGGGGUUGUCUACUCAGCCAACCAGUGCAAAGCUUUCAUAACCAUCUUGGUUGUCAUCGGCGCUUUUGUAAUUACGUGGGGGCCUUACAUGGUAGUAAUUACAUCAGAGGCACUUUGGGGAAAAAAUAGUAUUUCCCCUGCGUUGGAGACAUUAGCUACGUGGUUGUCCUUUUCCAGUGCCAUUUGCCAUCCACUAAUUUAUGGGCUGUGGAACAAGACAGUGCGCAAGGAACUACUAGGAAUGUGCUUUGGGGAUCGGUAUUAUCGCGAGUCCUUUGUUCAGCGGCAUAGGACAUCAAGGUUAUUCAGCAUUUCCAAUAGGAUCACAGAUUUGGGACUAUCUCCUCAUCUCACUGCCCUCAUGGCAGGUGGGCGGCCAUUAGGAAACAGCAGCAGCACAGGAGACACAGGUUUCAGCUGCUCACAGGAUUCAGGAACAGAUGCAAUGCUUCUUGAAGAUUAUAGCUCAGAUGGCCCUCAUGCCCCACAUUGCAUCUGUCCUCCUCGAAGGAGGAGUUCAGUGACGUUUGAAGAUGAAGUAGAGCAAAUUAAAGAAGCUGCAAAGAACUCUGUUCUUCAUGUAAAAGCCGAAGUCCAUAAAUCUCUGGACAGUUAUGCAUCCAGUUUAGCAAGAGCUAUUGAAGCUGAUGUGAAAAUCAGCUUGUUUGGGGAAGAUGCUUUACCAGGAGCUCUGUUCCCUGUGCGGACUCUGCCAGGAAGCAGUAUGAACACACGGCGUGGUAUCAGGCCCCAUGCUAGCCAAAGACUUAAGUUGCAGAGCAUCGAUGAAGGGAAUAUUUAACAGGACUAAGAAAACAGAAUGAAACCACUAAGCGGGACCUACUACAGCUGUUAGUGUUUCAACAGAACCAGGAU
Gymnogyps californianus (California condor) is the source of this 1963-nucleotide messenger RNA. It is a transcript of the gene GPR161, whose product is annotated as G protein-coupled receptor 161. Lineage: Eukaryota; Metazoa; Chordata; Aves; Accipitriformes; Cathartidae. Gene Ontology annotation, cellular component: membrane; recycling endosome. The transcript is spliced from 9 exons. Gene Ontology annotation, biological process: G protein-coupled receptor signaling pathway. The record is from RefSeq and is a predicted model, not a curated record. Bases 324 to 1889 code for a protein of 521 amino acids. Gene Ontology annotation, molecular function: G protein-coupled receptor activity.